UGGAAUAGUUGAGUAGUAAAUAUGUUAGGAGUUCCAUCAGGAGGAAGCUGCUGCGACGACAAUGCAGGUCGAUUAUGAAAAAAGCGCGGGUUUACUUGAGGAGGAAGACCGACGGCACAUACUGCUGCACCGUCCGCGUGGGAUCGUAUUCCUUCGUUUCAUAGAUCGUCCUCAGUGCCAUCGCUUCGUCCUGUGCCUUGGUUUGAAUUUCUUUUUGGACGCGUUUUGCCAUGACUUUGCUGAACGGGACUUUCUUCCCAGCGACGACUUCCUUUUCGACCAAGUGGCGUGCCGGGGGAUGGACGGGGGGUUUGAUGUGGCGGUGAAACUUGAGAGGCAAGAGGUGGUUCUGCGUGUCAUGGUCCUUCAAGAUGUCCUUGAUCUGUUUAAUUUUGUCCGCGAACGGGGCGUCGUUUGCUGGCGUUUUCAUCCCCUUGUCCAUGCCCUUGACUAAGGGCUGCUUCACAUGAACGGGGGCCCCCAUCGUCGUGGUGGCCGCG
Aphanomyces invadans is the source of this 500-nucleotide messenger RNA. RefSeq lists its product as hypothetical. The transcript has a single exon. NCBI's taxonomy places the organism in Eukaryota, Oomycota, Saprolegniomycetes, Saprolegniales, Verrucalvaceae. The coding region runs from base 62 to 454 and encodes 130 amino acids. The record is from RefSeq and is a predicted model, not a curated record.